Messenger RNA from Melampsora larici-populina 98AG31, 2179 nucleotides. RefSeq lists its product as uncharacterized. Gene Ontology annotation, cellular component: membrane. Gene Ontology annotation, biological process: iron ion transport; intracellular manganese ion homeostasis. The record is from RefSeq and is a predicted model, not a curated record. Bases 72 to 1760 code for a protein of 562 amino acids. Lineage: Eukaryota; Fungi; Basidiomycota; Pucciniomycetes; Pucciniales; Melampsoraceae. Gene Ontology annotation, molecular function: cadmium ion transmembrane transporter activity; manganese ion transmembrane transporter activity. The transcript has 10 exons.
AUUUAAUUUCCAUCAAUCUUCACAAACAUAUACAAUCACUUCAACCGCUACCUUCAUCAGAUUCGACGGUCAUGAACAUUCUCCAACAAUCUUCACAUUCAUCAACUUUCUAUCGUCGAUCAAAACGAUGGUCAAUUGAUCAUCUCAAGUUCAUCGGCCCUGGCAUCGUUGCUUCUGUUGCUUAUCUAGAUCCGGGCAAUUGGGCUACAGACAUUGAAGCCGGUUCAACUUAUGGAUAUCCUCAUCUCUUCGUCGUCCUGGCAGCUUCUCUCAUGGCUAUCCUAUUGCAAAUACUUUCGACUCGACUAGGCUAUGUCACUGGUAAAGAUCUAGCUCAACACUGUCGACUUGCUUUAUACGAUCGGCCAACUCAUAAAAAAUUAUGGAGAUGGUGUGCUCUCUAUCCGCUUUAUGCGAUUUGUGAAGCCGGUAUCAUAUUCACCGAUCUCGCCGAACUCAUUGGUUCUGCAAUGGCAUUGAAGAUGCUGUUUCCGGGCUUACCACUUUACGGUGGUGUUUUGCUCACCUCCUUGGAUGUCUUCGUAGUCUUGGCUUUCUUUAACACAUAUCCAUCAGCUUCAAAUAAGACUUCUACUCUUAUAUUCGAACUUCUCAUCACAAUCCUCGUUUUCGCUGUCUUGAUUUCGUUUGUCAUCUUACUCGUCAAGGUUUCGCCUCGUUGGCCAGACGUUUUUGAAGGCUUCAUUCCCAGCGCCGGAAUGAUCAAGAAUGGAGCACUCUAUCAAGCAAUUGGAAUCAUUGGUGCUACGGUCAUGCCACACGCGUUAUUUUUAGGAUCCAAGGUGGCCAUUCUUGACCGCGUGAUGUGGAACGAUGAUUGGGAGACUCGCAGUGAUGACAAAUCGCCACAAGAGGACCUGUGUGACACUGAAAUGCCUGAUAAUUCAGAUUCAACCGAUCUGCAUGCCAUCAAUAGAUUGCCUGCUGUCCUUUCACCUUGCCAAGGCGUCAAGCGACGAGCAUGGAAUCAAAUAGAUCACCGCAUGGUGGAUAACCCGGUCGAUUACAUCCACUCUCAUCUCGGUCACGCUAGUUUUGACAUCGCUCUCUCCCUUUUCACUCUCGCCCUUCCCGUUAACGCUGCCAUCCUCAUUGUCGCAGCUUCAGCAUUUUAUUAUACUGAAAAUGAGCACAUCGUCGUUGCAGAUCUCUUAUCAGCUCAUGAACUACUCGCAACGAGGAUUGGUAAAGGUUCUGCCUAUGUCUUUGCAAUUGCGCUUUUGCUAUCAGGACAAGCUGCUUCGAUUACAGUCACCUUAUCUGGUCAACUCGUGUCUGAAGGUUUUUUGAAAUGGCGGACGAACCCUGUUGUUAGGCGGAUCGUGACGAGGUUAAUUGGAAUUGUGCCUGCAGCUGCAGUGGCAGGCUCGGUAGGGCUCAAAGGAAUGGAUGACGUAUUGGUUGGAAGUCAGGUGGCUCUCAGUCUUGUUCUACCCUUUGUGAUUGCACCUCUCUUGGUGUUUACCUCGAACAAAGAUACUAUGUCAGUAGGGAUAGACCCCCCUGAGACUCUGCCACCUCCAAGCUCUUCACCUAAACUGGCCACCUCAGGGAAUCGUGACGAUGUUCAGUCGAGAGUGGUUGAAAACGAUCACGAAGGGCCUGUGAUAUCAGAGGAAUCAAAAGUCAUACCACACUUCGCAAACGGCAAGUUUAUCGUGAUCCUCACAUCUGCCAUCUUAGUAAUGAUGUGUGCAGCAAAUGCGUAUGGGAUUAUUCAAUUGGCAAUGGGUCGAUGAUCAAACAACAUUGAGGAUGACCUUCAGAUGAAGUCGAUUGUUUCUGUCAUAUGCAUAGAGAGUUUUCUACACGUAUUAUGUUUUAUGGCUUUGUUUUAUGAAGUUGAUGAUGAGUCUUGAGGUUAGGUUCCAGAUAAGUACAUGUACAUUGUGAUUUAUUUAUGUGAAAUAUUUAGUCUUUUAUAUCAUGUUGAAUUGUAUUGAAAGAUUUUCUCUUUACAAAACUUGAGGGUUUUUGAUAUCCCAAUUUCAAAACAGAACCAUGUGAUAUGUUAGUUUUGGUGUUGAAAAUUCUGUAUAUGUGAUGUUGUGGAAGUUGGUAUAGUAUCUGACAGGAAAUCAGAAAUCAUAUUGAAAGUUUUUCAAAGUUGUUAUUAGAGAUCUUAAAAUGAAGCAAUGACCAAAUUUAUUGAACUAAC